Molecule: messenger RNA, 606 nt
Organism: Saccostrea cuccullata (small rock oyster)
Lineage: Eukaryota; Metazoa; Mollusca; Bivalvia; Ostreida; Ostreidae
Product: protein PML-like
Exons: 1
Coding region: 1-606 (201 amino acids)
Biological process (GO): DNA catabolic process
Cellular component (GO): cytoplasm
Molecular function (GO): 3'-5'-DNA exonuclease activity; nucleic acid binding
Source: RefSeq, a predicted model, not a curated record
AUGUACCAUCAUGGGACACCAGUAAAGAGUGAAGAUCUUUAUACUGCAAUGCUGGACUUCGUUGAUUACCUCUAUAAGAAACAAAAGCCAAUCCUCUUUGGGCACAACAUUGCAGCAUAUGAUGUUCCUGUUUUGCUGAAGAAAUUACAGGAAACCCACCUGCUACCAGAAUUUUUAAAGCAAAUCGCAGGUUGUAUUGAUACCCUUAAAUUAUCUAGAAGACAGUUUGACAAAAAUGUUAUUGGUAAUUACAAACAGCAGAAUCUUGUAUCUAAGAUACUUGGUGAAGAUUAUGAUGCACAUGAUGCAAGUGCUGAUGUAAAGAGCCUUUACAAACUUCUUGGGAAGCUUGAUUUUUCAGAAAAGGACAUCUUCCCGUUUAAUGUGUCAGUAUUAACAGAAUCUCUUACUCCUCUGAUUAGAGCUUCAAGCAUAACGAAGCCAACAGCGAGGCGAUUAGCGCAAUGCGGACUUUGUCAAAGACAUUUGCAGUUGGCUUUUAACAGGGGAGGUGAAACUGGACUGAAUUUUGUGUUGAAAGAACAUGGUUUCAAAGCAAGAACAGCUAAGGCAAUCACAAGAUUUUUCUCAAGCAAAGAAGAGUAA